Molecule: messenger RNA, 585 nt
Organism: Colletotrichum godetiae
Lineage: Eukaryota; Fungi; Ascomycota; Sordariomycetes; Glomerellales; Glomerellaceae
Exons: 1
Coding region: 1-585 (194 amino acids)
Source: RefSeq, a predicted model, not a curated record
AUGAAGGCCAACGUUAUCGCCGCUACCAUCCUUGCCGCCUUCUCGGCUGGCGCUUUCGCUCAGGACCAGGAGGCCGAGUUCCCCACUGGCUUCCCCACCGACCUCCCCUCCGGCUUCCCUACCCAGGUCCCCGGUGCUGCUAAGCCCUCCGGCGGCUUCGGCGGUGGCUUCCCCGGCUUCCCCUCCGGUGGCUUCCCCACUGGCUUCGGCGGUGCCCGCCCUACCCAGGUUCCCGGCGCUGCUGCCCCCUCCGGUGGCUUCGGCGGCAACUUCCCCCACUUCGGUGGUCACUCCGGCUUCCAGACCCGCACCCGCGGCUCCUCCGAGGAGGCUGCUGGCUUCGGCGCCCAGGCUGUCGAGACUCCUUUCCCCACCGGCACCCAGUCCGGCGGCGCCCGCCCUACCGGCAAGGGUAAGGGCAAGGGCAAGGGCAAGAACCACGGCACCGGUGCUCUCCCCUCCGGUGUUCGCCCUACCCAGGUCCCCGGUGCUGCCCAGCCCUCCGGCGGCUUCGGCGGCAACUUCCCCGGCUUCGGUGGUGAUGCUCCCUCCGGCGCUCCCUCCGCUGAGCCCACCUCCGCUUAA